AUGAGAUUCCAAACUAUUUCAUCCGUCGCCCUUUUAUCUGCUAUACAACAUGUAUAUGCACAUUUAGGAGCCGAAGAGUCAUCUUCUGGCUUCGUUAGCAUGAAUUUCAACAGACUGUAUGGCGCCAGUCCAGAUACAGCCGUUUCGAAAAGAAGCAUGUCGCACAUUAAAAGGUCCGAAAAUUACGAACAAGUACGACUUAAAAAUGAAGCUUGUUUCUACUCAAUGGACCUCGCUAUUGGUAGUAACCAUCAAAACGUUACCGUAUUAGUCGACACUGGUUCCUCUGAUCUAUGGGUUCCAGGUCCAGACUCUUCUGCAUCAUAUGGAGUUUUCAGUCCAAAGGAUUCGACUUCAUUAAAAUUUAACGGUACUGAAUUUUCAACACAGUACGCUGAUGGUACCACCGCAUACGGUGAAUGGUGUUACGACACUGUCGCCUUAGGAGACACAACUGUCUCUAAUGUCACAUUCGCUGUCGUCAAUGACACCGACUCUAACUUUGGUGUUUUAGGUCUUGGUCUAACUGGAUUAGAAGCUACCUACACUAAUGCAUUAUCAUCUCCAUACCAAUACGACAACUUUCCGGUAAAAUUGGUCCGUCAAGGUCUCAUCCAAGCUAAUGCUUAUUCUCUAUAUUUAAAUAAGGCUGACGCUUCUUCAGGUAAUGUUUUAUUUGGCGCUGUUGAUCACGCCAAAUACACUGGUACGUUACAUACAAUUCCAUUCGUUAACACUUUGGAAUCCCUAGGCUACAAUUCCGUUAUCGAAUUCCAUGUCACCCUUGAUGGUAUGGAUCUCUCUACAAAUGAUGGUCAAACGACGUUGACGACAUCUAAAUUUCCAGUCCUAGUUGAUUCAGGAAAUACUUUCUCAUAUUUACCAGAUAAUUUACUUCAACAGAUUGCGUCUCAAAUAGGAGCUACUUAUUCUAACGAAUACGUUGGUUACGUUUUGACUUGUCCAAGUGAAGAUGAUGACACCGUUAUCUCCUACAAUUUCGGUGGUUUCAACAUCGACACACCAUUAUCUGGUUCAGUCACUGAAUUAGGUGACGAUUCUAAUACUUGUAUAUUGAUGAUUGCUCCAAGUGGUUCCGAAUUCGGUCAAUUAGGUGACACUUUCUUAGAAAAUGUCUACGCCUCUUCGACUUGGACAAUAGAGAGUCUUUCAUUAGCACAAGCGCAAUAUACUGAUGAAGAAGAGAUUGAAAUUAUUUCCAGUUCUAUUCCAGGUGCCAUCAAAGCUGCUGGUUACAGUGACAUUUGGUCUGCUUCUGCAAAAAAUUCUACUAGUGGUAACGUUAAAAGAGCCGAAAACAGAGCCUCCAAUGUAACUCAACCAUCAUCCCCCGAAUCGAUAAUCUCCACGACAACCUUAUCCCCUCAAGAGACAACGCAAGCUGCCAAUACAUCAAGCUCUGUAAACUGGAAAAGUCAUUCAACGUCAGUUGUCACGUCUUCAUAUUCUUCAUCAGCUACAGUUUCUAUCGAAAAUAUCAGUUCCGCCAACUUUGCAGGCCAAAGUUUCAAAACAUCUUCUAUGUUCGGUUCUGUUAUAAUUACUUUAGUUUACCUUUGUAAUAUCUUCAUAUAA
Kazachstania africana CBS 2517 is the source of this 1596-nucleotide messenger RNA. RefSeq names its product pepsin-like aspartic protease. The transcript has a single exon. Gene Ontology annotation, molecular function: aspartic-type endopeptidase activity. NCBI's taxonomy places the organism in Eukaryota, Fungi, Ascomycota, Saccharomycetes, Saccharomycetales, Saccharomycetaceae. Bases 1 to 1596 code for a protein of 531 amino acids. The record is from RefSeq and is a predicted model, not a curated record. Gene Ontology annotation, biological process: proteolysis.